GCAUAUAAAAAUAAAAAGAUUGCAGAGGAAUAAGAUGUCUUUGUAUUAAUAAGUAAUUUUAUAACAAAUAUAGUUUUUCUACCAUUAUAAACAUGUUAUCCAUUUAAGAACUUUUUGAAACUAUUGUGUGUGCUUGUUUUUAUUUAUUUGUGUGUAGUAAAACCUUAAUAUUUUUUAAACGUAAAAUUUUUUAUAAUAGGUUUUAUCACAUGAACUUUUGGCUGUCAGAGAAGCAUGCAUGAAACUAGAAGGUGAUUACAAACCAGGAAUAACUUUUAUAGUUGUACAAAAACGUCAUCAUACAAGGUUAUUUUGUGCUGAUAAAAAAGAACAAAUUGGAAAAAGUGGUAAUAUACCAGCAGGAACAACAGUAGAUGUUGGGAUAACACAUCCAACAGAAUUUGAUUUUUAUCUUUGUAGUCAUGCUGGAAUACAGGGAACAAGUAGACCAUCACAUUAUCAUGUAUUAUGGGAUGAUAACCAGUUUUCAUCUGAUGAACUUCAAUGUUUAACAUACCAACUUUGUCAUACAUAUGUACGCUGUACGCGAAGUGUAUCUAUUCCAGCACCGGCAUAUUAUGCGCAUUUGGUAGCAUUUAGAGCACGAUAUCAUCUGGUAGAAAAAGAACAUGACAGUGGGGAUGGCAGCCAUCAAUCAGCUAAUGGAGAAGAUCGAACACCCACUGCAAUGGCUCGUGCAGUCACUGUACAUUCAGACACUAACAAAGUCAUGUAUUUUGCUUGAUGUAAUUUGUUACAUAGUUUACAACUUUUAACCCCAAUGGAAUCUAAAUCAAGAUAAACUUACCAAGAAUUGGCAAUUUUGCCAAAUAUAUAGUUGACCUUCACCAAGUUAUCAGUCAAUUUAAUGCCAUAGGAAAAGAAGACUGUCUCUUUUCAUAAAAUUUAGUGACUAAAAAAUCUAAACUAAAUGCAUCUAAUUUGCCUCAAAUCUUGGUGAAGCCAAUUAAAAAGUGAAAAAAAUCAUAUUUUUAACUUAUAGCUGCUGCACUUAGCAACGAUCAGACUUUUACCUCAUUGAAUGUUGUGGAAUUGAAAUCUAUGUCCAGUCAUUUCAUCAGAAAAAAAGGGUUAUUAGAAUAGUAUGGUGGAUACUCAAUUGUGCACCUUUUCUAAGCAUUCCUCAUAAUUGUUGCAGUUUUAGCUCUCAUAUUAAUAUUGUUAUUAUAGUUAUUAGACUACAUAUCUAUUCUUAUAUUUAUCUUCAUAUGAUUUUAAUCUCAUCAGAAGUCUUUGUCUAAAGCACAUGUUGUCACAUCAAUUAUCUCUGUUAGAGGUAGAAAGAUAUUUUAUACAUUGAUAAUUUAGGAUAUAAGAAGUCAUUUGAGAAAUUGUUUGGUUAAAUUUUUUGAAAACAAUUAUAUAUGAUUACUUGCAAUAUUAGUUGCAUUUUAUAUUCUUUAUUCCAUUCAAAAAAUGGAAUAAAGUAUAUAAUUGAUGACAUCAUGUUUAAAUUCAGAAAAUAGUGAUAGAAUUAUGAAGCUGAAUCAUGUCAUGAUUAUAAAAUUAUACUAUGGGCUAAUCUGGUUCAAUUUGGAUUAUGGCAUCAUAGUCUAAUUUGAUUGACUUUUUCAGAAAAAAUUUAAUAUGAUAAAUAGUUGAUAUUAUAGAAUCUAGAUUUAGUAAUAUUUUUAAAUGCACCUUUUUAUUUAUGCUUUAAAAUUUUAAGUAAAAUAUAUUAUAUCUACACUCAAAUAUUAUGAAUAUAUAUGAAUAUACAUACACACAUACUAAGAAUUAAACCUUAAUAUUGUGUGUAAAUGUAUGUGAA
Messenger RNA from Centruroides sculpturatus (bark scorpion), 1792 nucleotides. Its product is annotated as protein argonaute-2-like. Bases 239 to 745 code for a protein of 168 amino acids. The record is from RefSeq and is a predicted model, not a curated record. The transcript has 3 exons. NCBI's taxonomy places the organism in Eukaryota, Metazoa, Arthropoda, Arachnida, Scorpiones, Buthidae. Gene Ontology annotation, molecular function: nucleic acid binding.